CCCCAUUGUUGGAAUCAGUUGAUUUGGCCGAUGCGACUACGAAGAUCAGGUUACGAAGUCUCCAGCUAUAAGGGUCUACGUUAUCUGUAAUAGAAACAUCCGUCGUUAUGAGACUGUUAGUCUUGUUCGUGGUUACUUUAUUCUCUGUCCGGAGAGCUUCUGGGGCCGAAAAGGGCAGCCAACUAGGGAACAAGAAGACUCUGAUUGCUGAGCAACCAGAGUGUGCUGAAGAUGUGAGAAAAAUCUGCAAAGACCAGGUUUCCAACAAUCUCAACGUCUUGGAAUGUCUCCAGAAUUCUCAGCUGAUAUGGAAGUACAAGCACGACCUCACACACAGUGAUCGCUUUCAAGAUGCAGCUCUGGACCUUUGCAAGGGGGAUCUUGAAAAAGUGCCCUGCAAACCUGAGAACAAAGACAACUUUAUAUCCUGUCUCCUUGAGCACAAGUUCAACAUCACAAGCUUCAAGUGCCAUCAGUUUUUGGGAAAAGUUGCUACCAUCAUCUUCUCCGAUUAUAAUAUGAUCCAAAAGUUUACAGAUUCCUGUCAGAAUGAUAUUGAGAAACUCAAAUGUGGACGGAUGAACUUUGAUGAAAAUGCUUUGCAUAGUCAAGGGAGAACCAUUUCAUGCUUGAGUCAACACUUUGAAGAUCUAUCCAACAAUUGUCAGCAUGAAAUUCUUCGGAUUGCAGAGCUGCAGUCUGAUGAUUUCCAUCUUGAUAGGCCAUUGUACUUUGCAUGCCGAGAAGAUAGGGAGAAAUUCUGUGCUGAUGUCCAUGCUGGUGAAGGGCGAGUUUACACUUGUUUACUCAGGAACAAGAACAAGAAAGGAAUGUCAGAUGAGUGUAAGGAAAAGCUAUUCCUGAGGGAGAAACUCAUCAUGCAGGACUAUAAAAUCAGCCAUGGUCUGGUGAAGGCAUGUCGACAGGACAUCAGGAAUAAUCAGUGCCGUCGAGGAACAUCUUCUAACCGAGAGAUCAAGUUGGCACAAAUUCUUAUUUGCUUGGAGGGUGCAACACUUAAAGGGAAACAUGUAGCAGGAGAAUGUGAAGCAGAAAUGGCUCUUCAUCGUCGCAUGUUAUUAGAAGAUAAAAACCUCACUCCAGAUCUACUGGCUGCAUGCUCGGAAGAGAUUGAAAACUUCUGCAACUCACAUUCAAUAGAUGGCAGUAUCCUAUCUUGCCUAAUGGACCAUGCAGUGCCCUCUCACCAGAAUUUCAGUGGAACGGGGGGCUACACUGUUGGGCCCCAAUGCAUAAGACAGGUUGAAGAUCUACUCAAAGUGACAGAUGCAUCUGAGGAUUGGCGAGUAGAUCCCAUACUGGAAGAAUCAUGCCAGAGAGUUGUAGACAGCAGUUGCUCUUCUGUACAGCCUGGAGAAGGCCGAGUCAUUCAGUGCCUCAUGACUAAGCUGAACUCCCCGCAUAUGGAGCCUGCAUGUAAAGCAGCAUUGUUGCGCCUGAUGUAUUUUGUUGCUCGAGACUUCUCAUUGGAUGCCCAGCUUUACAAGUAUUGUCACAACAAUGCAGAAAAGUUCUGCAAUGCGAAGAAAGAUUGGGCUGAAGUGACUAAGACUACUGAUCCUGAGCGAGGCUUGGUCACUCUGUCUUGCUUGUAUCAUGUUGCCUAUCAUCCAACCAAGGAGAAGAAGCUUGAUAAGAAAUGUGCACCAGAGGUGAAAAGGGUCAUGCGACAGAGAGCCUUAUCUGUGGAUCUAAACCCAGAGGUUGAAGAGCAGUGCCUCCCUGAUCUAGCAUCAAAGUGUUCCUCAGAUAUAGAAGAGGGAGAUGAGAUGGAAUGUUUGCAGGAUAACCUAGAAUUCUUGGAGGAAAAAUGUCGCAUUGCUGUGAAGAACUUCACCAUUGAGGAGGUGGAACACAGGGAAUUGAAUCCAUCCCUCACUUUGCACUGUGAUGAUAUCAUAAAUAGGUAUUGUGAGGAUUACUUAGAUGAGGAUUCUGAAAAUGGAGAUGUUCUGGAAUGCCUUAUUGCCCACAAGAGAGAGUUUGAAGUUCGAACAUCUCCCAAGUGUCUGGCAACCAUUGAGCAUUUCCAACUCAUCUCACUGAAGGACUACAGUUUCAGUCCAAAGUUCAAGGAAUCAUGUGAUCAUGAUGUCAUGCUGCUCUGUCCAGAUCUGAUGCAGCAUUCUAGUACCAGGCACAAAGCAGAGAUAGUGGCUUGUCUGAGCGGAAAGAUAUGGCAAGCAGCUAUUGAGGGCAAGAAGCCAGAACUUGGUCAUAAAUGCCUAGAUGAGCUGAGAUCUCAACUCCUCCAGCAGCAGUCAGACAUUCGACUGAACCCUUUUCUUCAGCAAAGUUGUCAAACUGACAUUGAUCAUUAUUGCAAGGAUGUUGCACACACUGAAGGAAAGGUUCUUGAAUGUCUGAGAGAGAACAGGAAGUUUUUGACGAAAUUGUGCCAGCAGGAAAUUUUCAAAGCUGAUGCCAUAGCUAUGGCUGAUAAUCAAUUGGAUUUUGCCUUGGUGACAGACUGCAAGCACAUGAUCAAACGUUACUGCAGCCAAGAAGAUAAUGAUCACCUAUUGGAGUGCCUAAAGUCACACAAGGAUACUGCAGAGUGGGUAAACUUUGACCAGAAAUGCAAGCGUAUCAUUGCAACUCGAAUGAUUGAAAGGAGCAGUGACAUUCGGCUCAAUCCUUCUCUUCAUAAGGCCUGUGACUUAGAGAUGACCAAGUUCUGUGCCAAAGUCAUUCUCAAUGAGAUUGAAUUCUCAGAGGGAAAGAUGGUUGCUUGCUUGAGAGAUCAACUCAUUGCCAAGAAGCUACGACCUUCAUGUGAGGAAGAACUGGCCAAUCUCAUGAAGGAAUCGGCAUUGGAUAUCAGACAAAAUCCUACUCUCAUGAAUGCUUGUAAAUUUGAGAUCAAGAUGUGCAUAAAUGGAGCACAGAAACUUGAGGAAUAUUCAGAAGGUGAAAUAGAGGAGUGCCUGAAAGCACAGUUUGUGAAGCAUGCCAUCAUAAAUGAUACAUGCAAGCAAGAGGUAGCUAAACUGGUUGAAGCAGGCGAGGCUGACAUCAUGGCAGAUCCUAUCCUGUAUCGGGCCUGCUCUCAAGAUAUUCAUUCACACUGCCCAGGAAUUGAUCAUGGACGGGGUAGAUGGCUGUCGUGUUUAUUGAAUGUCUUGGAUGAAAACCAAGAACAUUUGUCCAGUCCCUGUAGUGAGAAGCUGAUAAGUCGGAAGGCAAUGUUUGAGUAUGCUGCCAAGGUGGCACCCAUAGCUGUGGAAACAGUUCAAGAGCUUGUCAAUCAGGCAUGGUCCUCACCCUCACGCAGCUAUUUUCUCAUUGUCUUGACUGUAUUUGUUGCUUUUAUAUUCCUUGGAGGACUCUUCUUUGGCCGUGCCACAAAACGACUGAGAGCGGAGCUCAAGAACAAGUGAAUUUAGUCAGUGCAAGUGUAAAUAAUCACCGAAGGAAAGUAUCUGUGAUGUUAUUUCCUUUUUUGACAUUCAGUCUGUUAAUGAAGAUAUUGUUCAGCUCUUAAGAAUGUCACCAGUUUUGUACCUCUGCUCAAGUGGGAGACAUGUUGGUGUCACUAUUGUGAUAUUAUUCAUGGUAUCAUUGGCAUCCUGGAUCAGAAAAAAGCUGAUUAUCUUAUCAUUAAAGUUUACUUCAAUGUUUAGAUAAGAAACAUUUCUCCAUGCUGAUGAAAAAAGUAUCAUCCCUGGCUGGUACCCAUUUAUUAAAUGAACAUCAUCUAAGGUACACCAAUGUACAGAAAUCUCUUCAUCUAAUUUGGAAUUAUGUCAUUUGGUUAAAACAGUAAUGCAUGGAGGUUUUAAUCUCCCUGAGGCAAGACAACUCGGAAUGAAUUCCCCACCACCACCUAGGGUGACCAAUUUGUGAGACAGUUCUAAAUUUUGAUUUUCUCUUAAACUUCAGGCAACCACACUCAAACUGCAAAAAAUAUCCUGCAUUGCAAAAAAAUUACUGCAUUACUUGCAUGCCUGUGUAAUGCAUUUCAUAUGUAUGUAUUGUCUUUACAUGCAUUGUCCUUGUGGGUUCUUCAUGCUUAUGCACCUUACCAUUAAGUGCACAUUGAAAUGUCCAUUAUGUGGACACCUUAUGACAGACAACCACCAUCCCAAUGAAAGUGAAGUGACUGCCACACUGGUAUGGGUCAAUAUAGCCCUUGGUUAGAAGAAGACUGAGAUGUGAACAUAGAUGAAUAAUAAAUAGAGUAAAGCUUUGAAGAACUUAUAUGCAGCAGUUCAAUUGAUGAAGCUGAAAAAUUGGCUUUGUGAAAAUCCUGCAGGUCUGCCAAUUUCGUUGUGGUGAAACAUGUUUGGUGAGGAAACAGUAAGGGUGAAGACUUUGAUGGUGUGUCCUUCAAUGUUGUUGCAAACUCUUCAUUUCAGUUUUCAUGGAAUAUAUUAUGCAUACAUAUAAGUGGCCAUGCUUAGCAGUUUUCAAUGGAAUGUUCUAUUUUGAGUUUGAGAAAUUUUCCCCUAAAGCUGCAUUUAAUAGUUGCAGCAUUAUUAUUAUCAGUAGAGUAUGGUGUCACAAAGGCAUUCAGAAGAAUUGCUUGUUUUCCUCAAUGAAUCAGACAUUGUAGUGUCACAUCAAUAAUCAUGGAGCUCUGAUUUGAGGUGGGAUUAUGUGAUAGUCUUGUCAAAUAUAAAUUUGGCUAAGACCUACCUCUCCACAUUAGUAUACAUGGUACUGGGUCCUCUUAAUUGGUUCCCAGAGAAAGUGAUUUCAUGUGAUAUCCCUGCAGCGUUUUGAAUAAUUACCUUGGCGUAUUGCAUGUGACAAAGUCUCUUGACAAACAAGUGAACUUGGUCUGGAGUUGGAAAUUUAGCAAUUAAAAAGCCUUUUGUUGCAUAGAAGGGACUGCAAUAGAUGCUAUGAGCAGUUUUACACUGCUUUGGUGAGUCUAGUAUGAGCAUAAUGCCAGUUUCCUGAGCUUCAAGUCUGUGACUUUGUGUCCUGCUCUAAUGCUUUUUCUUUCAAGAAUUGAUUUUUCUUCAAACAUUUCCAUACAAUGUUUAUGGAUCUCUGGAUAUGUUGAAUUUUUUUUACAACUUUCUUGUACCAAUAAUUACUCUAUGUAUUCCAUUAAAGAAUUGGUUGAAUUGCAAUGAUCAAAAGUUCCAUACCUCUUGAUGGUUUUACCUAGGAAUAUUUUGAUUUGCUUUUGUAUUGAUAUGUUUCUUUGUUCCCUUCUCAUAUUACAUCAGAUUCAUCCUGAAUGUAUAAGACUUUGAUCUAAGAUCCAUAUAAAAUGACAUCUGCUCAUCUUGGGGCAUUUGACUACCAUUGGUUGCAAUUUAAAUGUACUUGAGGUGAGCUUCUUAUGGACAGUAAAAUUGAAAGUUGUUUCACUUAUAUUUUUGUAUCUUGUCAAUCCUCCUGCAGUUGAACCUGCAAUUGAAUCCUCUUUAACUCUUCCCCUGACAUUUUGUGAAGCGUCUUACCCCAAGAACAUACAUAUUUCCUGGCCUGCAGACAUGGGAAAUUGCAUCCAUUCGUAGAAAUGGACGUAGAGAUCAAGCUAGUGAAUGGAUUUCAGCCAAAUUUUUACAGAAGCAACACAAAUUAUCAUAGAACAAAAAUAUUGGUGAAUGUUUGAUGUCAUUGUAGGAUUAACAGGGAUCAUGAUUUGCAGGAUUAUUUCCUCUACUCACUACAUUCUAUCACACUGUCAAUCCAGGCCAAAAAAAAAAAUGUCCU
Darwinula stevensoni is the source of this 5694-nucleotide messenger RNA. NCBI's taxonomy places the organism in Eukaryota, Metazoa, Arthropoda, Ostracoda, Podocopida, Darwinulidae. The record is from the annotation of a GenBank genome assembly.